AUGGUGGAGGAGUUAGCGGCGGCACAGGCGGUGAACGGUGAAAUGGAGGCGGAUUUGAGGAAGAUGAAGGUGCAGUCGGAUCAGUGGCGGAAGGCGGCAGAGGCGGCUGCCGCCAUGCUUUCGGCCGGAAAUAAUGAGAAUAGGAAGUUGGUGGUGAGAACAGGGUCAAUGGACAGUUAUACCCCUGGGGGGAACAUUGGUUCUCCUUGUGAUGUUGAUGAUGAUGAGUUAUUGAAGAAGAAAAAUGGUAAUGUGCUUAAGAGGAUUGGGGUGUUAUGGAAGAAACCUCAAAACAAACGACAAUGA
Messenger RNA from Lactuca virosa, 306 nucleotides. The record is from the annotation of a GenBank genome assembly. Lineage: Eukaryota; Viridiplantae; Streptophyta; Magnoliopsida; Asterales; Asteraceae.